This is a messenger RNA of Nicotiana tabacum (common tobacco), 1133 nucleotides long. RefSeq lists its product as uncharacterized. The record is from RefSeq and is a predicted model, not a curated record. Lineage: Eukaryota; Viridiplantae; Streptophyta; Magnoliopsida; Solanales; Solanaceae.
AGUGUGAAGUGCGACCCCUAGCUCGUCUCUCUCUUCGUCUCUGCUCUAGAUAGAGAAAUUGAUGAUAUCUGAAGACUUCAAGGUGUUGGUAUCCUCAUGGCUGGAACAGAUGAUAUAACUAAUGAUGAUAUUGAAAGCCGCCAAGUGAUGUUGUUAGAGGUGGAACAGAGGAACAGCACAAUACUAAGGGAGAAAAAUGAUUUAGAAAGACGAGCUGACAAGGUCAUAUCUGAACUGUCCAACAAUAUCCUCUUUCUUUUUGCAUUCAUGGGAGGAAUUAGCAUCUACCUAACCAUCAAAAUACCAACUGCUACUGCCUUUGCCAUCUCUAUUCUAUUGAUGUGUUUAUUUUUGGCCGGAACAUUCAUUCUCGUCGGCAUGGCAAAAUCAAGGAUUACACUAAUGAACGCGUUCAUCGAGGGUUUUACAGAAAGAUAUAAAAAGGUGAGAGAAGACGCAAAGACGCAACAAUUCUAAUGGAAUUGGAACAGAACAGGAAAAGAUGGCUAGCAGCUAAUGUUGUGGAUAACAGUGAAGGUCUUGUCAUGAGCAUGGAUUUUUUUAUUGACAGAGCUAAGAAUAUUUCUGAUGCUAUAGAUUUUUCUGACUUUGAGAAACAUUAUUAUAAGUUGAUCAAUUUGUCUUGGGUGCUCGGAGGUAUCUACAUUCCUGUUGUGCUGGUCCUGUCAUAUUUCAACUAUUACUACAGACAGGAUUCCUCGUCACUUGAUGAGGCAAGAAGUACAUGGAGCAGUGGAUGUUGUCUCUUUAAAAAUUAUCAAUAUGGUGCACUGCUGUCUGCCUAGAUUAUGAUUCUCAAACCAGGGGCUGGUGCUGUCUUUUGAUGUAUGAGAUGUUCAAGUUCAUCAGUAUUAGUAGUGGCAGCAGAUCAGUAUUUGCAUUAGACGAUAUAUAAAUACUUGAGUUUUGUCGUGGCAGUGAUCUUUGCUUUUGGCUGAAAAAUGCAAAACAUUAUCAUAUCAAUUGCUGUUGGAAGGGGUAGGGGAAUUGUGGAUUGACUUAUCAGCCUACUGCUGUUGUAAAUAAAAGCCUCCAUCUCCUGAAAACCAGACAACUGAAACGUCAUUGAUUAUAUCUUGAUUACAGAUUAAAAUCACUAGUAUGUUGACUUA